Messenger RNA from Oncorhynchus masou masou (cherry salmon), 8329 nucleotides. RefSeq names its product CDC42 effector protein (Rho GTPase binding) 4a (gene cdc42ep4a). Gene Ontology annotation, biological process: positive regulation of pseudopodium assembly; positive regulation of actin filament polymerization; regulation of cell shape. Gene Ontology annotation, molecular function: small GTPase binding. Gene Ontology annotation, cellular component: membrane; cytoplasm. The coding region runs from base 502 to 1623 and encodes 373 amino acids. NCBI's taxonomy places the organism in Eukaryota, Metazoa, Chordata, Actinopteri, Salmoniformes, Salmonidae. The record is from RefSeq and is a predicted model, not a curated record. The transcript has 2 exons.
UACAGCAACCCCUGACAGAAGCACAGAGGAUGCAUCAUAGCUACUAUUUUACUAUUGAAAUCAACUUCACUAUCUUAUUUUGGUGCUGAUUUGUUUUUAAAUAAAAAUAAUAGAAUUGGGAGUUUGGAAGAGUCGAUAGGAUAUAUAUAUAUUCUCUAUAUUUUGCCUGGUCCCGUUGUUGAGCGGAUCCUAGCCUUCUACAAGACAAGCCAACAGACAACGUUGUUGUGUGAUGAACGCGCCCUUGUCUUGAACCUGGGGCCUCUUUGAAACUGUCACGCGGAUCAACGCCUUGUGAAUGGGAUGCUUUUCACGAUUGAGCCACCCUGGAACUGAAGACAUGUGUUAUUGUUUCUGGGGACUGCAAUGAGUGUGACACGGAUCUACCUUGAAGACUUCCCAAAGAGAGAGAUCUGUCCUUCUGGGCUACUGACUGACUGACUGUGUGUGUCUGUGUGACAGACUCUGUGUGUCCGAGGUGUGUGACCUCCACCAGCAACCAUGCCCAUCCUAAAGCAGCUGGUAUCUGGUUCGUCCCAGACCAAACAGCGCCGCUCCCGGAUGGACCUGACCCGGGAGAUGAUCAGCGCUCCCCUAGGGGACUUCCGCCACACCAUGCACGUGGGUCGCAGCGGGGACGCCUUCGGGGACACCUCUUUCCUCUCCACCCACUCUGGAGAGGCCCCCCACCAGGCCGAACCCCAGGCCCAUCCCCACUCCCCCCGCCCGGGGCUUUUAUCCAGAACCUUCCGCAGCAGCAAACGCUCCCAGUCCGUCACCAGAGUGGACCAGAGAGACUGCUCGCUAGCGCCACCCGGUGGCUCGCCCACCUUCGUGAAGAACGCCAUGUCUCUCCCCUUCCUCAAUGAUGAAAACGGUGACCAUGUUGAUGGAGGACACAGGGUGCCUAAGAGCCUCUCGUCCAGCCCACUGAAACAACUGAAUGAGCAGGAUGGAGGUGGAGGUACCAGGCCGUCUAAUGGGGCCGCUGCUGGGGCCCGAUCUCUGGAGCUGGAUGAGAGGAGCUUUGGGGAGCUGACUGACCUGCCAAGCCCCAGCCGUGGGUACUACGGAGGGGGGAUGAAGCACGCGGUGUCGGUCAUGUCGUUCCACAUCGACCUGGGGCCCUCCAUGUUGGGGGACAUCCUGGGGGUGAUGGAGAAGGAGGAUGAUGAUCUGGGAUACGAGGAGGGGAAGAGCAGUGAGGGACGGGCCUCUCCUACACUACUCCUGGGGAGGGAGGUGGGAGGAGAGGAGGAGGGAGAAGGAGAGGAGGAUGGAGAAGAAGAGGAACCGGAAGCUGAGCUACUGCAGCUGCAGGAGGAGGCGGUCCCUGUGAGUCCAACCAGCUCUGUAGAACCUGAGGUGGGAGAGGACGAGGGUGCACCCUACACCCCAGAGUGCACCCCAGAGCCCCGCCCUAAACACCUGCAGCACCGAUUAGAUACCUGUUCUGUGUCCAGCUCUGCCUCUGGCUCCGCCCACCUGGAGCAGGAGAAACCAGCCGGACAGCUCCACGGGGGAGAUACGAACAGCGCCACUUUCAGCGCACCACCUGAGGAGGAGGAGCUGGGAAAGUUUUCUUCCUUCUUGGAGGACGAGGAUGAUGAAAUCCGUGUAUGAAACGAGACGUACAAGCUCAAACCAUAUAUGGAGCGGAUGAGUGUGGAUUAAUACAGAUGGAUAGAUUCUAUACUGAGUGGAUAUGGAUUAAUACAGAUGGAUAGAUUCUAUACUGAGUGGAUAUGGAUGAGUACAGAUUGAUAGAUUCAGUACUGAGUGGAUAUGGAUUAAUACAGAUGGAUAGAUUCUAUACUGAGUGGAUAUGGAUUAAUACAGAUGGAUAGAUUCAGUACUGUAUAAAGUCAACUCCAUAAAGCCCCACAUCACAGCAGAGACGUAUAGACUGGAUGGCUUUACAUGAGGCUGUGGACGACGUGUUGAGUUGAUACAGGAAUGAAUGAAUUACUACUGUGGAUGAAACUACUCUAUAAAGGCCCAUAUUAUGACAGAGAUGUACAGUCUAUACUGGGUGGAUAUGGAUCGCAGUAGCAGUACCACUGGUAGUGUGGAUGACGUGUUGAUACAACAACAAACUAAUAUUGUGGAUGAAACUGUACUCUAGUCUGGAUAGAAGUGUGAAGUCUGGGUAGAAGGGUUGUAGUACAGCAACUCCUCUGUCUAGUCUGGGGAGAAGGGUUGUAGUACAGCACCUCCUCUGUCUAGUCUGGGGAGAAGGGUUGUAGUACAGCACCUCCUCUGUCUAGUCUGGGUAGAAGGGUUGUAGUACAGCACCUCCCCUGUCUAGUCUGGGUAGAAGGGUUGUAGUACAGCACCUCCUCUCUCUAGUCUGGGUAGAAGGGUUGUAGUACAGCACCUCCUCUGUCUAGUCUGGGUAGAAGGGUUGUAGUACAGCACCUCCUCUGUCUAGUCUGGGUAGAAGGGUUGUAGUACAGCACCUCCUCUGUCUAGUCUGGGUAGAAGGGUUGUAGUACAGCACCUCCUCUGUCUAGUCUGGGUAGAAGGGUUGUAGUACAGCACCUCCUCUGUCUAGUCUGGGUAGAAGGGUUGUAGUACAGCACCUCCCCUGUCUAGUCUGGGUAGAAGGGUUGUAGUACAGCACCUCCUCUGUCUAGUCUGGGUAGAAGGGUUGUAGUACAGCACCUCCUCUGUCUAGUCUGAGUAGAAGGGUUGUAGUACAGCACCUCCUCUGUCUAGUCUGGGUAGAAGGGUUGUAGUACAGCACCUCCUCUGGUAGUGUGGAUGACGUGUUGAAUUAAAUUGAAGAAGAAACUGCUCCCCUCUGUCCUUCCUGUGAGAAUGCAAACAUCUGGACUUAGUCAUGUGAACUGGGAUCUGUGGACUGGGAUCUGUGGACUGGGAUCCUGCUUCAGGGAGAAAGGGGAAGACCGUCUGUAGGACACUGGCUCCUUCUGUAUGAAUAGGAACUCCAUCUGUUACAUACAGAACAGCUUGCUAACUUCUCCCUCAGACACACCACAUUACAGCUACUGUCUGUCUGUCUGUACACUGAGAGAACUCACAUGGAAGAGCAGUCCAAGUGUGUGAACUCGUGAAUUUAGGAGAGACCCUUAAGAAAAUAACAUUUUGAUAAAUAACAUGGCUUUAUUAAGCCUCUGUCCAGUGCUAUUCAUUCCCUUUACUUGUGUCAUCAUCGUCAUAAUAAUAAUAAUAAGGGCUUUUCUUCAUUUAUAAUCUGUGCCAUUUCAUAUGAUGUAGCUCCUCUCUUGUUCUGUGCUCCUCUCUGCCUGUUAAGUGGAACUGUGUUGGUGUAAUCAAGUGGUCUGGCCGGAACAGAGAGCUACUGUUACCGCGGUGAUGGGGACCUGGCUGCCUGUCUGUCACAAUAAAAGGCUUGUGUUGUGUGUAUCACUCCACCAGCUGUGAUGAGGCUUUUUCCAUGCUAGAGCCUGGUAGAGAAUCUUUACUAGAGCCUGCUACCUGCAACAUUGUGACUAGAACCUGCUACCUACAACAUUGUGCCUAGAGCCCGCUAGCUACAGCAUUGUGACUAGAGCCUGCUAGCUACAGCAUUGUGACUAGAGCCUGCUAGUUACAAUAUUGUGACUAGAGCCUGCUAGUUACAAUAUUGUGACUAGAGCCUGCUAGUUACAAUAUUGUGACUAGAGCCUGCUAGCUACACUAUUGUGACUGGAGCCUGCUAGCUACACUAUUGUGACUGGAGCCUGCUAGCUACACUAUUGUGACUGGAGCCUGCUAGCUACAAUAUUGUGACUGGAGCCUGCUAGCUACACUAUUGUGACUGGAGCCUGCUAGCUACAAUAUUGUGACUGGAGCCUGCUAGCUACACUAUUGUGACUGGAGCCUGCUAGCUACACUAUUGUGACUGGAGCCUGCUAGCUACACUAUUGUGACUGGAGCCUGCUAGCUACACUAUUGUGACUGGAGCCUGCUAGCUACACUAUUGUGACUGGAGCCUGCUAGCUACACUAUUGUGACUGGAGCCUGCUACCUACACUAUUGUGACUGGAGCCUGCUAGCUACACUAUUGUGACUGGAGCCUGCUAGCUACACUAUUGUGACUGGAGCCUGCUAGCUACACUAUUGUGACUAGAGCCUGCUAGCUACAAUAUUGUGACUAGAGCCUGCUAGCUACACUACUGUUCAAAAGUUUGUGGUCACUUAGAAAUGUCCUUGUUUUCUAUGAAAACAUACCUGAAAUGAGUUGCAAAAUUAAUAGGAAAUAUAGUCAAGGUUAUAAAUAAUGAUUUUAAUUGAAAAAAUAGUGUCCUUUUGCUUUUUUUCAAGGAAUCCUCCAUUUGCAGCAAUUUCAGCCUUGCAGACCUUUGGCAUUCUAGUUGUCAAUUUGUUGAGGUAACCCCAUGUUUCCUGAAGCACCUCCCACAAAUUGGAUUGGCUUGAUGGGCACUUCUUACGGUACCAUAUGGUCAAGCUGCUCCCAGAACAGCUCAAUAGGGUUGCGAUCUGGUGACUGUGCUGGCCAUUCCAUUAUAGAUAGAAUACCAGCUGACUGCUUCUUCCCUAAAUAGUUCUUGCAUAGUUUGGAGCUGUGCUAUGGGUCAUUGUCCUGUUGUAGGAGGAAAUUGGCUCCAGUUAAGUGCUGUCCACAGGGUAUGGCAUGGUGUUGCAAAAUGGAGUGAUCGCCUUCCUUCUUCAAGAUCCCUUUUACCCUUUACAAAUCUCCCAUUUUACCACCACCAAAACAUCACAUUGCCUCCACAAUGCUUGACAGAUGGCGUCAAGCAAUCCUCCAGCAUCUUUUCAUUUUUUCUGCGUUUCAUGAAUGUUCUUUGUGAUCCGAACACCUCAAACUUAGAUUAGUCUGUCCAUAACACUUUUUUCAAAUCUUCCUCUGUCCAGUGUCUGUUAUUUUCCCAAUCUUAAUCUUUUAUUUUAUUGGCUAGUCUGAGAUAUGGCUUUUUCUUUGCAACUCUGCCUAGAAGGCCAGCAUCCUGGAGUCGCCUCUUCACUGUUGAUGUUGAGACUGUGUUUUGCGGGUAUUAUUUAAUGAAGCUGCCCGUUGAGGACGUGUGAGGCAUCUGUUUCUGAAACUAGACACUCUAAUGUACUUGUCCCCUUGCUCAGUUGUGCACCGGGGCCUCCCACUCCUCUUUCUAUUCUGGUUAGCGCCAGUUUGCACUGUUCUGUGAAGGGAGUAGUACACAGCAUUGUACGAGAUCUUCAGUUUCUUGGCAAUUUCUCGCAUGGCCUUCAUGAAGAGCCAUGCUUCAUUUCUCAGAACAAGAAUAGACUGACAAGUUUCAGAAGAAAGUCCUUUGUUUCUGGCCAUUUUGAGCCUGUAAUCGAACCCGCAAGUGUAGAUGCUCAACUAGCCUAGAAGGCCAGUUUUAUUGCUUUUAAUCAGGACAACAGUUUUCAGCUGUGCUAACAUAAUUGCAAAAGGCUUUUCUAAUGAUCAAUUAGACUUUUUAAAAUUAUAAACCUGAAUUAGUUAACAAAACGUGCCAUUGGAACACAGGAGUGAUAGUUGCUGAUAAUGGGCCUAUGUAGAUAUUCCAUUAAACUUUUGAACAGUAGUGUAUAGCAUCUUGACUAGAGCCUGCUCCCUAUAACAUCGUGACUGGAGCCUGCUCCCUAUAACAUCGUGACUGGAGCCUGCUACCUAUAACAUUGUGACUGGAGCCUGCUCCCUAUAGCAUCGUGACUGGGGCCUGCUAGCUAUAGCAUCGUGACUGGGGCCUGCUAGCUAUAGCAUCGUGACUGGGGCCUGCUAGCUAUAGCAUCGUGACUGGGGCCUGCUAGCUAUAGCAUCGUGACUGGAGCCUGCUAGCUAUAGCAUCGUGACUGGAGCCUGCUAGCUGUAGCAUCGUGACUAGAGCCUGCUAGCUGUAGCAUCUUGACUAGAGCCUGCUACCUGUCAGAACGAUAUAUCAUCUAGUUAGUUCAUUGUUACAUCAACACCAGUUCUGUUUCACAUUCUAACUGGCAUUUUCCUCACAUUAUCAGUGUCAUGUUACACACGUUCAUUACUGUGACAUGGUACACAUGUUCAUUGCUGUGACAUGGUACACACGUUCAUUACUGUGACAUGGUACACAUGUUCAUUGCUGUGACAAAGUAACCUAUUUGUUGGUGUUUGUGCCUCUAUCUCUUGUCAUUUCCUGUAAUAAAGUGGACUGGGCGGGAGGAGAUUUCCCUGUUUACCUAGCAUUGAGAGUUUAGCCUUAACUCUCCCAGCCUGAUGCUGUUGGUUAACUAGUGUUACGAGGGUCGUAAAGCAGACAGAUGGAAGCAUAGGACCUUGUGGCGAUUAUCAAACACUGGUUACAGCAGGACGUUUAGAGCAGAGAGAAGUGUGUGUGUACACCAAACUGAAGAGGGGAGAGGUGUGUGUGUGUGUUCCUCUUUCUCCACCUGCAGAUCAGGUUAGAUCCGUUUUGUGAAAUUCGGAUGCAAAUUCUCUGCUUCUAUUUGCCUAUGAUUUGUCCAUAUUUCUCUGCAAUGAAAAUCCUUCUGCAAGUGUGUGUCAGUCAGGUUCUGCAAUCAUGUCAGAGCGAACAGGCCGCAGAGGGUCUGAUAAUAACAGCUCACCACUUCCUUCCUUCCCCACUUAAAAAGAGAGGUAGAAACUGUUCAUAGCUGCAGUAGUCGAGUGCACCAGUAGUGUAGUGCACCUGGCCUGACUGCAUCAACAUGUCCGUUGCAUUCAAAUGGCACCCUGUUCCCUACAUUGGGCCCAAGAUAGGGUGCCAUUUGGGAUGCUGUUCUCACUCCCCUCUAGGGCCCUCACUAGGACAGUUCAGCUGUCUCACUAUUGAACUGGACCUUUUUAGUGUUCAUUAGGGCACACCGUAGCAAAAUGUUUUGCAAUAGAAAAUUAACAUUUGUGUUGUUAUUGGAGACGUUGAGGAGAAUCUCUCCAUUUUAAAUGUUGUUGUUGUUGAACCACACCGACGCAUCAGCAAGCUCUGCUGUGUUAAACCAGACGUUAACUGUGUUGUGGUCUCUAACAUGUUGAUGAUGCUUUGUGUCUGGACAUACAGACAGAGAAUAUCUGUUAAAAUGACUAAUUACACAAAGUGUUAAUGAAAGCCGUGUAUAAACAGGGGCGCAACUUUCACUGGGAACUGGGGGGGACAUGUCCCCCCCCACAUUCGGAAAUUGUAUUUUUGUCCCCCCCCCAGUUUUAUCAUUGGAUCGUGAUACUAAACGAGGCAACGGUGUGCUUUAGGACCAUGUGGAUGCCUCUGAGGUUGGGUAGGCUGUUUGGAGUGUUUAUCUGACUGGAUACAUUUUGUUUUUGAUAUGUCCCCCCCAACUUGUAAAAGCAAAGAUUCGCCCCUGUGUAUAAAUAUGUGUGUCUGGCUUCAGAAAGAAAAGCAUUAUUGUCUUACAGGUGUCUUAUCUGUACAGGGAUGCAUUAAGGUGCCUGACUGGUCAUUUUUUACCCCGUGUGAGAUUGGUCAUUUUCUAGUGUGGGUAGCAGUGAGUGAAUAUGCCAGUGAACAGACCUUAUUCCAGGUAUCUUAAUAGUGACGUCUAUAUUAAUUCUCAGUCAUAACUCAGUCUACGUCCCAAAUCGCACCAUAUGUCCUAUAUAGUGACCUACUUUUUACCAUAAUCCAUAGGGAAUAACCCGGGUCCAUUCAUCCCAAAUGGCACCCUAUUCCCUAUAUAGUGCACUAGGGACCAGAAGUAGUGUACUGUAAAGGGAAUAAGGUGCCAUUUUGGAUGAAUCCUAAGACUGACCAAUGAGCAUCAGUAAUGUCCUAAGACUGACCAAUGAGCAUCAGUAAUGUCAUCACAAAUAACUUUGGUUAUGGAGCUCAGAGUUAUGAGAGCCUGCCAGACUUCUGGUCCUUCCUCCUUGAUUGGUUAAUCAAUGUAGAUAUCCAGGUAAAGGUCAAAUAUUCUGGCUCUGCUUCUUUGUUGAUUUAAAUCAUUGUACUUUUUCUAUCGGUUAUUAAAGGCUCCCUCUCUGAUUUCAGUCGAGACAGAAAUAAAUACUGCAAUUGUUUCAACAGUUUAUCUCGUAGAAAAGAAAAUGGUAAACACAUAUAAUUGAUUUGUUACAGUAUAGUCAUAGUGGUCUGUUUGACGAGGCUGUAUUCACCGUUCUCUCUCCACUUUAACACUAACAGUCACGUAUUCACAAUUACCCACGUUUAAAAUCAUCAGGCUGCAAGGAAAGCAAAAUGGAGGAUUCUGUUGCUAUUUCCUACGUAUAUUCGUAUAUUUGUGUUGAAGCUGUAUAUUAUCUCUUGCUAUUCUUUGUCUUUGUAUGAAUAAUGUAUGUUUACACGCUCUCCUGACUCUCCCAAAUAACGGCUCUAUUUUGUAAUAAAAUACAAGCUGUCCAUCCGUA